Messenger RNA from Misgurnus anguillicaudatus (oriental weatherfish), 879 nucleotides. It is a transcript of the gene exosc4, whose product is annotated as exosome component 4. Gene Ontology annotation, molecular function: RNA binding. Gene Ontology annotation, biological process: poly(A)-dependent snoRNA 3'-end processing; rRNA catabolic process; U4 snRNA 3'-end processing. The record is from RefSeq and is a predicted model, not a curated record. Gene Ontology annotation, cellular component: nucleolus; cytoplasmic exosome (RNase complex); nuclear exosome (RNase complex). NCBI's taxonomy places the organism in Eukaryota, Metazoa, Chordata, Actinopteri, Cypriniformes, Cobitidae.
AAAAUCAAAAAGAAGAAUAAGAUCACGACACGCGCUUGUUUGUGUAGAAUUUACGUUAGCUGUCUUUGGUCAAUGGCAGGGCUUGAGUUAUUGUCAGAUCAGGGAUACAGGGUAGAUGGACGAAAAGCUACCGAGCUGCGUAAAGUCCAGGCUCGUAUGAGUGUGUUUGCUCAGGCAGACGGUUCUGCUUAUCUGGAGCAGGGAAACACGAAGGCGCUAGCGGUGGUGUAUGGACCACAUGAGACACGAGGUUCUCGCAGUAAAUCCAUGCACGAUCGUGCAGUCAUUAACUGUCAGUACAGCAUGGCCACAUUCAGCACGGCGGAGAGGAAGAGACGUCCACACGGUGACCGCAAGUCCAGUGAGAUGAGUAUUCACUUAAAACAAACCUUUGAAGCUGCGGUUCUCACCGAGCUCUACCCACGUUCCCAAAUCGACAUUUACGUAAAGAUUCUGCAGGCGGAUGGUGGAAACUACAGCGCAUGUGUAAAUGCUGCCACGUUGGCUCUGGUGGAUGCUGGCAUUCCCAUGCGCGACUAUGUGUGUGCCUGCACUGCCGGGUUUGUGGAAGAGACACCACUGGCGGAUCUUAGUCAUGUGGAAGAGAGCGGAGGAGGCACUUCUUUGUCAUUGGCCCUGCUGCCCCGCAGUGGAAACAUCGCCCUUCUGCAGAUGGACGCCCGGCUCCACGAGGACCACUUGGACACAUUAAUGGAGGCGGCAAUGACGGCGUGUAAACGUCUUAAUAAAGUCAUAGAUGACGUUGUGAGCCAACAUCUAAAGGAGGUUUCGGUUCUGACAAGUGACUGAGGAUUAAACUGAUGCUCUGGAUUUUACUAGAGUUACUGUAUUCAUUGAAGGAGCAUAUUCAACCACAAA